Polychytrium aggregatum is the source of this 1809-nucleotide messenger RNA. RefSeq lists its product as uncharacterized. The transcript has a single exon. NCBI's taxonomy places the organism in Eukaryota, Fungi, Chytridiomycota, Chytridiomycetes, Polychytriales. The record is from RefSeq and is a predicted model, not a curated record. Bases 1 to 1809 code for a protein of 602 amino acids.
AUGCUGGACGACAUAGCCUCGCUGCCGCCCAGCUCUGCCGCCAUGUCCUUUGGCCGCCCUGCUGCCGACCCCGCCCCUUCGCCGUCGCUACGCUCGUGCCUGGUUCUGCUGCUCUCUCUGCUGCCUGCUCCCGCCGCCCUCGGCGCUGCCCUUCCCGAUCUCCCUCAAUCCAGCACUGUCUCCCCGUUCCUGCCAACUGAAGCCUCGACCCUGCUCUUGCCUAAUUCUGCUGCCUUCACCUCAUCGCCUGUCCCUGACCCUUCGGUGUCCACGACCAUGUCCGCAUCCAUGUCUUCGAUCAUGUCUUCGGCCGUGUCGCCAUCCAAUCCCUCCCUGCUUCUUACAGACUCUGCUAAUCUCCCUUCCCCAACCUCCCUCUCUGUCGCCUACACCUUGCUCGCCUCCCCGACUGAUGCUCUGCCACCCACCUCUGUGCCGAUCCUCCGUAGACUCAUCACGAGACACUCGUCCAUCACCACUUCGGACGGCCCGCUCGUUCCCGCCCCCGCUCCCACCGCCACCACCACCACCACCGUCCUCGUCCGCGACCUUGCGCCGACGACCUCCCCCUCGUCCGUGUCCCCCACCACAACCGUCGGCCUCGGCCUCGAGCACAUCCAAGACAACAGCUCACCUGGCCCCGUGCCCACUACCACCACCUCCUCUUCCCCCGUCCCCACCUUCUCUCAACGCUCGGCCCAGAGCCAAGCCAUUCUUGCUCCGACAGCCAAACCACCGACCCCCGCCAGCACCUCACCCCUCAACGACUCGUCCUCCGCACCGGCACAGGUGCCCCACACGCAAAAGAACACGGCUCCCUCGGCCGAGAGCGAGGCUGACUCCUCGACAGUCUAUAUCAAGAUUGCCCUCGGCGUCGUGGCUUCGUGCAUCUUCCUGGGUGUGGCCCUGAUCAUGGGCAAGCGCUUCCAGUCCACCGAGCCCUUCUGGGUCCAGAGCUCAGCAUCCCCAUCCCCCUCAAUCCACGACUCUUCUCGUCGACCCUCGAGUCGGUCUUCCCCUUCGGCUGCCUCCCUCACACCUCCCUCCAAGGCCUAUCGAGCCAGCACCGACAUCGAGAUGGGCAAGCUCUCUGCGACAAAGCAGUCGAUCCGGUCGCUGGACAACCAAAGGAGCGCCCCGACCGUGCGAUCCAUCAUGAUUCAGCCCCCGGCCUCGUCGAGCGCCUCUCCCGUCGUCGUCGCCGCCUCCCACAACGACAAGACCCUCCAGCCACGACCACACAAGGCCAACAUGGUGCGCUUCAGCCUGGAGGAGCCCGAGCGCCCCUCGCGGUCCUCUGGCAACUACUCGUACGGUCACAGCAGCGCCGGCCGCAGCGACAACGACAACGGCAUCCCCACCCUGGCCUUCACCAAAAUGAGCUGGUCUCUUCCCAGAUCGCCGUCUGCUCCGCCUGUCUCGGCCAUUGGUCGCAGCAUCAGUCCCGCACCAUCGGACCUCACGAUGGCCUCCAUCGACACCUCUGGCUCGCGCGACAGCCUGUUGCGCCCGCUGCCCCGCCACUCUUUGGACCAGGCCAACCGCUUGCCUGCCUCGACCAAGUUGCCGCCCCUGAAUCAUCCUGCCACGACUCCCUUCCUCCCCGUCGACUCGAUCGCCUCGCGCGACGCAUCCGUCCGUGCGAGACCCAAGGGCAGAGGACACUCGCGCAACUCGAGCGUCCGCCUGGCCGGGAUGGACCAUCCCUCCAACAUGCCUGUGCUCGUGGUUUCGGAUCACUCCAACGCCCUCAACCCCAGCGUCCUCAGCUUGAAGCUCGAGGAGGUUGCCCAGCAUAUGGAUCGGUAG